Molecule: messenger RNA, 633 nt
Organism: Amorphotheca resinae ATCC 22711
Lineage: Eukaryota; Fungi; Ascomycota; Leotiomycetes; Helotiales; Amorphothecaceae
Exons: 1
Coding region: 1-633 (210 amino acids)
Source: RefSeq, a predicted model, not a curated record
AUGCCUUCACUCAAACGUGCAAGAUACAACAAUGUCAGUCAAGUCAAAUUGUGUAUCUCGUAUUGUGCCGUGGCCAGGAAUGCGAAUUACGAUCAGUACGAGACAAAGCCACCACCAGCAGCAACAACCAUUAUUAUUUUCCUUGUGAUUACUCGAUUACUCGAUUGCUGGGUUGAUCUUAUCGGUAUCCCUGCCCCUCCAUCGACGACCGACGGUACACAGGAGACGCGCGAUGGCGGCAUGCUCCUAGCUCCUAUCGACCCGGUUACUUAUCAAGAGGGCUAUUAUUGCUUUUUUUUCUUCCUCCCACGCAGCCCUGCCGUUUGGACCCGAGACAAUUGUGGGCUCGACAAUUACGACGCCCUGGUUACCUAUCCUGGAUCUCCUUACUACUGCGGUUCUGGAAAGAUCUCUUGCGACAGCAAGCAGAUCGCCCAACUAUCCUGCCCGCUGAUCAGCCUCUAUCCAUGGGACCGAGGGGUCGAACGGGGCGAGGCAAUAAGAGGACCCAGGACUAUCGGCGGUAUGGUACAUGGCCGCCCAGCAGUAGUCACAAUGGGUAGUGCAGCUGAUGCUUGCUCAAUCUACGUUUUCAAGAAUGUGAGCGGUGCUAUCCAGGCAGAUGCCAUCUGA